CAUCCCUGUCUUUGCCCAUCAGCAGAGCCAUUUUGGCUUUGGAACGGAGGAGGACGUCAGCAUCCAGCCCCUGGACAAAGUAAGCAAACCCUUUACAGUAGGCCUUGGGUGUUUUUCCGCCUGAUGUCCACCUGCUUGACUUUGUGGGACGAGGGAGCAACAUCACUGCGGAAAACAGCUAUUGACGAGACAAAAGCUGCACUUGGUUCAGAGUAAAUAAGCCGGCAAAAAACAAGAAAGCAGAAGGAGACAGAAAGCAGCACGAGCUGUUCGCCAGGCUCUUGAACCCUCAGCCACCUCGGAGCACUCAGCCCGUGGCACCAUGGCAGGUGCCUCAGUGAAGGUGGCGGUGCGAGUCCGCCCCUUCAAUUCUCGGGAGAUUGGGAAAGAGAGCAAGUGUAUCAUCCAGAUGUCUGGGAACACCACCACAAUUAUCAAUCCCAAGGUCCCUAAGGAUAACAAAAGCUUCAGCUUUGAUUACUCCUACUGGUCUCACACUUCACCAGAGGAUAUUAACUAUGCAUCUCAACAACAAGUGUACAAAGAUAUUGGAGAGGAGAUGCUACUACAUGCUUUUGAAGGCUACAACGUCUGCAUCUUCGCCUAUGGGCAGACAGGGGCUGGCAAGUCCUACACCAUGAUGGGCAGGCAGGAGAAAGAUCAGCAAGGCAUCAUUCCACAGCUGUGUGAAGACCUUUUCACCAAGAUCAAUGACAGCAGUAAUGACAACAGCAUGUCUUAUUCAGUGGAGGUGAGCUACAUGGAAAUCUACUGCGAACGAGUACGAGAUCUGCUCAACCCCAAGAAUAAGGGAAACCUGCGUGUCAGAGAACAUCCCCUGAUGGGUCCCUACGUGGAGGACCUGUCCAAAUUGGCGGUCACCUCCUACAAUGAUAUUCAGGACCUUAUGGACUCUGGGAACAAAGCCAGGACUGUAGCGGCUACCAACAUGAAUGAAACAAGCAGUCGAUCCCACGCUGUCUUCAACAUCAUCUUCACUCAGAAGCGCUACGAUGCAGAGACUGACAACACGUCCGAGAAAGUCAGCAAAAUCAGCUUGGUGGAUCUGGCUGGGAGUGAGAGGGCUGAUUCCACGGGAGCCAAAGGCACCAGACUGAAGGAAGGAGCAAACAUAAAUAAAUCCCUGACGACACUGGGGAAAGUUAUCUCUGCUUUAGCUGAAGUGGAUUCUGGACCAAACAAGAACAAGAAGAAGAAGAAGGUGGAGAGUUUUAUUCCAUACAGAGACUCUGUACUAACGUGGCUGCUAAGGGAGAACUUGGGGGGAAACUCUCGCACUGCUAUGGUAGCGGCUCUUAGCCCAGCAGACAUCAACUACGAUGAGACUCUGAGCACUCUAAGGUAUGCAGACCGUGCAAAACAGAUACGCUGCAAUGCCGUCAUCAAUGAAGACCCUAACAACCGCUUGGUGCGCGAGCUCAAGGAGGAGGUGGCGCGACUGAAGGACCUUCUGUAUGCUCAAGGCCUAGGAGACAUCAUUGAGACAUAUCGGGGUCCUGGCACCGAGAUUGCUGGUUUGAAAUACUUAUCCGAUUACAAGAACAAUAACAGUAAUGGCCAAGCUGUCAAUCAAAGGGGUGAUCUCUCCACAGUGACCAAUGCCAUGACAGGGAUGAGCCCCUCCCCCUCUCUGUCCGCACUGUCCAGCCGAGUCGGAUCCAUUAACAGUCUUCACGAUCGCAUCAUUUUUAGCCCCGGCAGUGAGGAGGCAAUUGAAAGGCUUAAGGAAACAGAGAAAAUUAUUGCUGAGCUCAAUGAAACUUGGGAAGAGAAACUUCGGCGCACAGAAGCCAUUAGAAUGGAAAGAGAGGCCCUGCUGGCAGAGAUGGGUGUUGCCAUGAGAGAAGAUGGAGGCACUGUGGGGGUCUUCUCACCAAAAAAAACUCCUCACCUGGUUAAUCUCAAUGAAGAUCCGCUGAUGUCAGAGUGCCUGCUUUAUUAUAUCAAGGAUGGAAUCACAAGGGUUGGACGUGAAGAUGCAAGCAGGCGACAGGACAUUGUGUUGAGUGGACAUUUUAUCAAAGAUGAGCACUGCACUUUCACCAGCACAACUGGCCCACUUGGAGAGGCUGUCGUCUUGGAACCCUGUGAGGGCGCUGAGACGUAUGUCAAUGGCAAGAGGGUUACAGAGCCCACCAUCCUAAGAUCAGGAAACCGCAUCAUCAUGGGGAAGAGCCAUGUGUUCCGAUUCAACCAUCCUGAGCAAGCACGGCAGGAGCGGGAGCGCACACCUUGCGCAGAGACCCCAGUUGAGCCAGUGGACUGGGCCUUUGCACAGAGGGAGCUGUUGGAAAAACAGGGCAUCGACAUGAAGCAGGAGAUGGAGCAGAGGCUACAGGAGCUUGAAGACCAGUAUCGUAAGGAAAGAGAAGAAGCCAGUAACCUCCUUGAACAGCAGAGACUGGAUUAUGAGAGUAAGCUAGAAGCCCUUCAGAAGCAAGUAGACCGUUACUACCCAGAAGUCACAGAAGAAGACGAAGAACCAGAGGAGGAAGUACAAUGGACAGACCAAGAAAUGGACCUGGCGCUCUGGGCGUUCCGCAAGUGGAAGUGCUACCAAUUUACUUCUUUGAGGGACCUGCUGUGGGGGAAUGCCAUUUUCCUGAAGGAGGCCAAUGCUAUCAGUGUAGAACUCAAGAAGAAGGUUCAGUUCCAGUUUGUGCUGCUGACGGACACUCUGUACUCCCCAUUGCCACCUGACCUCCUGCCUCCUGAUGCAGCCAAAGACCGUGAGAAACGACCUUUCCCUCGUACUAUUGUAGCUGUGGAAGUGCAGGAUCAAAAGAAUGGGGCUACUCACUACUGGACCCUGGAGAAGCUCAGACAGAGGCUGGAGCUGAUGCGGGAGAUGUACGAUCGUGCCGCUGAAGUGCCCAGCACUGCUGUUGAGGACUGUGACAGUGUGAUGACAGGCGGAGACCCAUUCUAUGACCGUUUUCCUUGGUUCCGCCUGGUUGGCAGGGCUUUUGUCUAUCUCAGCAACCUACUUUAUCCAGUUCCGCUGGUACACCGGGUUGCCAUUGUCAGUGAAAAGGGAGAGGUCAAGGGCUUUCUCAGAGUCGCUGUCCAAGCUAUUUCAGCUGAUGAAGAGGCACCUGAUUAUGGCUCUGGAGUGCGGCAGUCAGGAACUGCUAAGAUUUCAUUUGAAGACCAGCAGUUUGAAAAGUUCCAGACAGAGUCCUACCCUGCAGCUAUGUCUCGUUCUGGGACAUCACAGGAAGAACUGCGUAUUGUUGAAGGAGAGGGGCAAGCCUCUGAGAUAAGCCCUUCUGCCGAUGAGGUCAACAACAAUACAUGUUCAGCCAGCGCAGAAGAACUGGACAGCACAAUGAAGGGAAAUCUUGAGGGAUCCUUGGAUGGAUCCCUGGAGCACCUCAGGAUUGGCAGUAUUUUUACUUUCAGAGUGACAGUCCUGCAGGCUUCAAGCAUCUCUGCAGAGUAUGCUGAUAUUUUCUGUCAGUUCAAUUUCAUCCAUCGGCAUGAUGAAGCCUUCUCCACUGAGCCACUAAAGAACACUGGUCGGGGGCCACCACUGGGCUUCUAUCACGUUCAAAAUAUUGCAGUAGAGGUGACAAAAUCGUUUGUGGAGUACAUAAAGACACAGCCCAUUGUUUUUGAGGUGUUUGGACACUACCAGAAACAGCCAUUCCCACCCCUCUGCAAGGACCUCAUCAGCCCAUUACGUCCCUGUAGAAGGCAGUUCCCUCGAGUUAUGCCCUUAUCCAAACCAGUACCAGCUACCAAGUUGAACACCCUAAGUCGCCCCACUGCUGGACCACGUCACUGCAAGUACGAUCUGAUGGUCUUCUUUGAGAUCUGUGAGCUGGAGGCCAAUGGAGAUUACAUCCCUGCAGUGGUUGACCACAGAGGAGGCAUGCCGUGCCAUGGAACUUUCCUUCUACAUCAGGGCCUCCAAAGGAGAAUCACAGUGACCAUAGUACACGAGACAGGGAAUGACAUUGAGUGGAAAGAAGUCAGGGAACUGGUUGUAGGACGCAUCCGCAACACCCCUGAGGCUGACGAGACCAUCAUUGACCCCAACAUUCUCUCCCUCAAUAUCCUGUUUGCAGGGUACAUCCGUCCUAUGCAGGAUGACAGACAGUUUCUUGAUUCGGAUAUGCCUAGGACUUUUUUCCGCUUCGAAGCAGCUUGGGAUAGUUCCAUGCACAACUCCUUGCUGUUGAACCGUGUGACUCCUUAUGGGGAGAAAAUCUACAUGACUCUUUCUGCUUACUUGGAGAUGGAGAACUGCACUCAGCCAGCUGUGGUAACGAAAGACUUCUGCAUGGUGUUCUACUCUCGGGACACCAAACUUCCUGCCUCCCGCUCGAUCCGCAAUCUUUUCGGCAGUGGUAGCCUGAAGGCAUCUGAGAGUAACCGUGUCACCGGUGUGUACGAAGUCAGCCUCUGUCACCUAGCAGAUGCCGGAAGUCCAGGCAUGCAAAGGAGACGCAGGAGGGUCCUGGACACCUCAGUUGCAUAUGUCCGUGGGGAGGAGAACUUGGCAGGCUGGAGGCCCCGCAGUGACAGCCUUAUCUUGGAUCACCAGUGGGAGCUGGACAAACUCAGCCUGCUCCAAGAGGUGGAGAAGACUCGGCACUACCUGCUUCUAAGGGAGAAGCUGGAGGCUACUUUGCUGUUGGGCCAAGAAUCAGGGUCAUCCUGCGGCAACGACGACCUGAGUGAUUCAUCCCAAUCCUCAUCUGGCGGUGCAGCUUUGGGGCCCAGCAUUGCUCCAGAAAACCCCAGUGAGCGGCAGAGGGAGCUGGCUGCCAAGUGUCUGCGGCUUCUCACUCACACUUUCAACAGGGAAUACAGCCAUGUCUGCAUCAGUGCCAGUGAAAGCAAGCUGUCGGAGAUGUCAGUGACAAUGUUGAGAGAUUCUACCUCAGCAUCUACUCUGAGCACCCUGACACCUUCCUCCACAUGCCCCUCACUAGUGGAAGGACGCUACAGCAGCACUGAGCUCAGAACUCCAACACCAUGCUCCCGUUCCAUCAGUCCAGAUCCUGACUCGCUGCAGGACAGAGUGAUAAAGAAGUCUCCAAGUGGAAGCCUAGAGCCCAAGACAAAAAUGCAAACUUUCGUUCCAGAAAUUCAGGAAAUACGGGUUAGCCCCAUUGUGUCUAAGAAGGGAUACUUGCACUUCCUUGAGCCACAUACCAAUGGCUGGGUAAAGCGGUAUGUGGUGGUCCGUAGACCUUACGUCUAUAUCUACAACACCGAGAAGGACAGUGUGGAGAGAGCAAUCCUAAACCUAUCAUCUGCACAGGUUGAAUACAGUGAGGAUCAGCAAGCUAUGCUCAAGACCCCUAACACAUUUGCGGUUUGUACUGAGCAUCGCGGAAUACUGCUCCAGGCCAGUAAUGACAAAGAGAUGCAUGACUGGCUAUAUGCCUUCAACCCGCUCCUUGCUGGAUCUAUUAGAUCAAAGCUAUCCAGGAGAAGAGCUGGUCAGAUGAGGAUCUGAAAAUGAUAUAAUUCCCGGAGCAACUCUUGUGAAUUACAGUAACACUUACUUAAAAAACAAAGACUAACCUUGUACAUAGAUCACUUGAUCCAGGAUCCUGAUGCUGUGUUGAUCCUGCAAACCCUUCCACUCUGCAGUAACUUGCUUCUUCUGCACAUGUUUUGUUUAUCAUUACGAAACCAAAACUGAAUGCGAGGCACGGUGUCCUUAAUAUUUGCUGUGUCUCAGAAUUUGUAAGUCACUGAGGUGUGUUGCUGUCUAAAAAGGCUGCACUUUACGGGAAAAAUCAGCAGCAGUAAAGUGAAGAGACAUGGUUUUCACCUGUUUCCUUUCAGAGUAAUUACUUUAACCAACUUCAGCAGUGUCAUGGACUGCCCUUUCAGGUCCGGUACAGGAUGAAUUUCAGUCUUUUGCACAUCAUUGUACAAAGCAGCCCAGUAACACUGUAAUUCAUAUUGUAAAUGAUGGUUGUGUUUCUCAAAAGUAUGGAAAACACAGAAAAUGAAUACAAGGAAAAAUAGCUCACUCUGCAUAUAAAACAGUCCAUAGGAUACUUGGCAGCACAGGCAUCAGUAUUUCCAUUCAGAAUAAUUAAGUAUUUAUAUAUGCAUAGAAAAAACAUUCAUGGAUACAACUGAUAAAAUAGGUGCAUUACAACUGACAAAGUCUUUGCACAGCAGUUUAAAUUUUUUAUCAUUUUUAUCAUAUCUUAACUUUUUGGACAGUGAAACAUUCUAAAAUUGAUUUAAUCUCCUGUGUCCUUCCGUGGAGAAAUUCUUGUUUUGUUUUUGUGCUCCAAGAUUUCAACACACUUUGGCAACAGUUAAGACUUUUGGCUUCGAAAAAUAUUAAUCCCCAGUUGCUCCCAUAUUCACAUUUUACAUAUCUGAAAUAUUUUACUUCUUGGUAACAUUCCAGGUUGUUUCUCUCAAAAGGCAAAAGAAUUGACUGUUGAUCUUUGGAGUUGAAAUACUUCAGAUAUUUAUUAAUGUGGUCCACUUGAUUUUGCUUUUACUUUUAAAUGAAGCACAUUUAAGUAUUUAUUUAGUCACAUAUUUAUAAUUUUAUUUAGAAUACUUUUAUAUUUUUAUGAAGUAUAGAACAUUUUCUGCAUAUGGCACUUUGUAACAUUUCCCAUGAAGUCUUAAUUACUGACAAGGCUGCAUAACCAAAAAAUAGCUGACAAAAUGUUGAGUUAAUUCAGGGAUUUUAGCUGCUAUUUUGAAUACUUGAAUUAACAUUAAAUGCAGUUUUUUUACAUGUCUCCCAUGCUAUUAAUAUCAGUUGUUAACCGUAACAAUGAUUCUGCAGCUAGAGAUAAAAAAAAAAAAUACAUUACUCAGACCACUUCAAAUUUUAAUUUGGAUUUGAAGACUUUUUGAUUCAGAAAUCAUACAUUUCUGUCUUAGAAUAAUUCAUUUAGAGUAAUUAAUCUAUUUUCAGUAUAUAAACAUUAGAUACUGUGCGGGAUGAAAGUGUCUGUGUAUACAUAACGUGGCAUUAUGCCCCCCAUUGUGCCCAUUGCACAUAUAGUAAUUUACAUGAAAUG
Scleropages formosus (Asian bonytongue) is the source of this 7040-nucleotide messenger RNA. RefSeq names its product kinesin family member 1Aa (gene kif1aa). Bases 323 to 5491 code for a protein of 1722 amino acids. Gene Ontology annotation, molecular function: ATP binding; microtubule motor activity; microtubule binding. NCBI's taxonomy places the organism in Eukaryota, Metazoa, Chordata, Actinopteri, Osteoglossiformes, Osteoglossidae. The transcript has 49 exons. Gene Ontology annotation, biological process: microtubule-based movement. The record is from RefSeq and is a predicted model, not a curated record.